UCAUUCCGUACUGCUGACUGCGUGGUUAACGAAACAAUUAUCGAGAUUUGCUGAUGUGCUAUUUCUUCGUUACGUGACUGCAUUGAUUCUGGCACACAAAAUGUUAUUUCAAAACGGAUAGCAUGCGUCGCUUCGCAAUAAUCUUGGUGAUGAUAAACAUUGUGUUGUGUCACCCCGCCCCGCUCCGGGUGACCAUUGACUGUGGAUCUGAUGAGGACUCGGCGCAGUACUCGAGCUCCAGAUCAGCGGAGUUGCGCGGCAACUCCCGCUUCGAUAUGGACUCUUUCUGCAGCAUGAUCCAGCGCGCCAUCCCCAAGGCCAUCAAGAACGGGAAGUUCAUCCUGCGGGACUCGGACCAGGCUGGCGCCGGCGACACGCAGGCCCCCGUCGCCGUGCUACCCCCGGGCGGCUUCAUACCCAAGCUGAUGAGCCUACCCAGGAGAAACAUCGCCAAACUCGGAGUUCCCAAGCUCCCAGUGCCCAAGCUGCGCCCCAAUAACGGGAAACUGCCGCCCAAAGUUGGAAAUCCGAUGACCUUCGCCUCCCUGAGAGAUUCCGACGAGGAGCAAACCAGUGCAGAGCGCAUGGAGAUCUUCAAGAAGGGCGUACAGAAGAUGCUGCAUUUCGUGAAAGUUCUCGGACAAAUAGACCAGUAUUUGUCCGAAAGAACGAGAAUAAUUGUAGACAAGCUGUCCAAGACUUUUGCUGAUUGAUAACUGAAUAUGAUUAUGUGACAAGUUAAAUCUUAUAAACAAAUUACGCUUCA
This is a messenger RNA of Aricia agestis (brown argus), 766 nucleotides long. RefSeq lists its product as uncharacterized. The transcript is spliced from 3 exons. The coding region runs from base 123 to 713 and encodes 196 amino acids. NCBI's taxonomy places the organism in Eukaryota, Metazoa, Arthropoda, Insecta, Lepidoptera, Lycaenidae. The record is from RefSeq and is a predicted model, not a curated record.